Maylandia zebra (zebra mbuna) is the source of this 2298-nucleotide messenger RNA. It is a transcript of the gene slc6a18, whose product is annotated as solute carrier family 6 member 18. Gene Ontology annotation, biological process: nitrogen compound transport; amino acid transport; sodium ion transmembrane transport. Gene Ontology annotation, cellular component: plasma membrane. The record is from RefSeq and is a predicted model, not a curated record. Lineage: Eukaryota; Metazoa; Chordata; Actinopteri; Cichliformes; Cichlidae.
UGUUUCACCAAACUUCCUGCUGGCUGGAUGUCUCAAAAAGAACAGAAUCUGCACCUCUGACUCAGAGACGGGAGGGUCGCACAGAGGAUGAAAGAGGAGUGCUGAACAUCACGAAGACCGAACCAAUCAGGAGUGUAAUUCAUCCAAAGUACGGAGCAGGAGGAGAAUUCUGGACUAACCACAAAAUAUAUGCAAUUUGAUCAGACUGCAUGCUACAAUUCCAUUAGGUGUAUUUUUGUAACACAACUGGAAUUGCACUGAGUCUUUUUUCCAGCUGAGGAUGGGAAAAGACGCUGGGCCGGAGGAGAGACCCAAGUGGGACAACAAGGCUCAGUAUCUGCUGACAUGUAUUGGUUUUGCAGUGGGAAUCGGAAAUGUGUGGCGAUUCCCUUACCUCUGCCAAAUCUACGGAGGAGGUGCAUUCCUCAUCCCUUACCUGAUAGCGCUGGUGUUUGAGGGCCUCCCCCUGCUCUUCCUUGAGCUGGCUGUAGGACAGAGGCUCCGGAAGGGCAGCGUGGGUGUCUGGAAGACCAUCAAUCCCGUAAUCGGUGGAGUAGGCAUCGCCUGUUUGAUUGUAUCGUUUCUGGUGGGCGUUUUCUACAACACCAUUCUGGCCUGGGUGCUGUGGUACUUCUUCCACUCUUUUCAGGAACCCCUGCCGUGGAGCACCUGCCCACUAAAUGAAAGCCGCAUAGACUAUAAUUUGGAGUGUAAGAAAAGCACUCCGGUAAAUUACUUCUGGUACCGUGAAACCCUCAACAUCACACCUGACAUCGAGAUCAGCGGCUCCGUGGAGUGGGGGAUGGUGAUCUGUCUAGCCAGCGCCUGGUGCAUCGUCUACAUCUGCUUCAUCAAAGGCAUCGACUCCGUGGGAAAGGCUGUGUAUGUGACAUCUACCUUCCCUUACCUGGUGCUGACUAUUUUCCUGAUCCGUGCCCUCACUCUGCCUGGAGCUACUGAUGGACUGUUGUACCUCUUCACCCCUGAUUGGCAAACCCUGACGGACCCACGGGUGUGGUUGGACGCCGCCACGCAGAUUUUCUUCUCUCUUUCUGUGGCGUUUGGAGGUCUCAUAUCUUUCUCCAGUUACAAUGAAGAGAAAAACAACUGCGAGAGAGACGCUGUUCUUGUGGGAGUGAUAAACAGCGCAACGUCUAUCUACGCCUCCAUUCCGAUUUUCUCCAUCCUGGGGUUUAAAGCCACCACCGCCUUUAACGCCUGUAAAGAUGAGAACAUCCUGGCUCUGACCAAUUACUUUGAGUUCUCAGACCAGAACAUAACCCUGCAGAACUACGAUUACUGGUAUGAAUAUCUAAAUACGACAUAUCCAGAGAAAUUCCAGAGUCUGUCCCUGAGGGAGUGUGAUCUACAAAAAUUACUUAAGCAGAGUGUUUCAGGUACUGGCCUGGCUUUUAUCGUGUUCACUGAAGCGGUGAUAUCGAUGCCAGGCUCGCAGGUAUGGGCCGUACUGUUCUUUGUCAUGCUCUUUAGUUUAGGUCUCUCCUCCAUGUUUGGUAACAUAGAGGGUGUCCUCGCGCCCCUCAAUGAACUCAAACUAUUGCCCAGGUGGAUGCCCAAGGAACUCAUAUCAGCGGUCAUCUGUUUGAUAUCCUUCUUGGUGGCGCUCCUCUUCACCUUGAGCUCAGGCAACUACUGGGUGGAGGUGUUUAAUGGUUACGUGGGAUCUGUACCUCUGCUCAUCAUUGCUUUAUUUGAGAUUAUUGGAGUUAUUUACUUCCGUGGAAUGAAAACUUUCAGUGACGACAUCUAUAUCAUGACUGGGAGGAGGCCAAACAUCUUUUGGAAGGCGUGCUGGAUGGUGAUCAGUCCUUUACUGCUCCUGGUGGUGUUUGUUGCCUAUGUGAUUGUCCAGGCACAGACACGUCCCACCUAUCAAGCAUGGAACCCAGAUUAUGAAAAAUUCCCUGAAACUGAAGAGAAGCUUUAUCCAGACUGGGUCUUUGCCAUAAUCAUCCUCCUCUGCGUGGUGCCUGUGAUUUCCAUUCCUCUGGUGGCCCUCUACCAGCUGCUUCGUGGCAGAUUCAGAAAGUCCUCGGUUGGGAUGGAAUUGAAUCCCUACGACAACGACGCCUUCGUGACUGACACACAGGAACAGAAGACUCAAAGGGCUUAAGGACUGUGGAGAGUAAAAAUGCUGCCAUACAGCAAAAAUCCAGAUGUUUAUCACUGCUUUUCAUCAAAAUUCACUAGAAUUUCAUACAGAUUCUGAUGUUUACUUGACAUAUGAAACAUUACAUUACUUCCCUUGAAAAUAAAACAGGAUUUAUUUAACAGUGA